Bufo bufo (common toad) is the source of this 2139-nucleotide messenger RNA. Its product is annotated as zinc finger protein OZF-like. NCBI's taxonomy places the organism in Eukaryota, Metazoa, Chordata, Amphibia, Anura, Bufonidae. The coding region runs from base 318 to 1895 and encodes 525 amino acids. The transcript has 5 exons. Gene Ontology annotation, biological process: regulation of cytokine production; regulation of immune system process; negative regulation of transcription by RNA polymerase II. The record is from RefSeq and is a predicted model, not a curated record.
UGGAGGAUCACCGGCCUCUCACAUCACCAGUUAAGGAAGAGAGAACAACACCCGAGAGAUGUCCCAGUCCUCUUCUUCCACAGGAUAAUUCAGAAAAACAUCACUAUGUCCCACAGGAUGAUUGGGUAGAGGGAUAUAAGGGCAUCAUGAUGGAGAAUCGCCAGCCCCUCACAUCACCAGUUAAGGAAGAGAGAAGAACACCACCGGAGAGAUGUCCAUGUCCUCUUCUUCCACAGGAUGGUUUAAAAGAACAUCACAAUGUCCCACAGGAUGAUCAGGUCAUAUAAAACCUUCCACACGACUUCUCCAACCGUCUGAUGACUUCUACAAUAUUUCUUUCACAGCUUGUGAAUCCGGGUGAAGAUCUGAACAAUAUUAAUCCUACAGAGACAUAUGUGAGGGGCGAUGAGCAGAGUACAGAGGACAUUCCUACAGAUAACCGCCCAGAGGACUGUACCAGGAACUUAGAGAAACAUCUGGUAUCUUCAGAUCUUGAAGUAGAUGAUCGUGGUAUCAUACAAGAUAUAUAUGAAGAGCAUGCCAAUAUCCAAGAUAUAUCUUCAUCCAAUCACGGCAAAAAUGUAUUAUUUGAUCCUUUUAAACAGGUCCAAUCUUCUUAUUCAUCACAGACUGUAACACAGAAUAAAAGUCACAGAAAAGGUGUUAAACAUCCAACAGCUCAUGUAAGAGAGAAGACUUUUUCAUGUUUAGAAUGUGGAAGAUUUUUUAGAUAUAAAUCAGAAUUAGUGAUACAUCAGAGAAAUCACACAGGGGAGAAGCCAUAUUCAUGUUCAGAAUGUGGGAAAUGUUUUAAGUAUAAACAAGGUCUUGUUGUACAUCAGAGAAUUCACACAGGAGAGAAUCCAUAUCCAUGUUCAGAAUGCGGUGAAUGUUUUAAGCAUAAAUCAGCUCUUGUUAUACAUGAGAGAAAUCACACCGGGGAGAAGCCAUUUUCAUGUUCAGAAUGUGGGAAAUGUUUUAGCAAUAAUUCGCAUCUUGUUGUACAUCAGAGAAUUCACACAGAAGAGAAGCCAUUUUCAUGCUCAGAAUGUGGGAAAUGUUUUAAGUAUAAACAAGCUCUUGUUGUACAUCAGAGAAUUCACACAGGAGAGAAGCCAUAUCCAUGUUCAGAAUGCGGUGAACGUUUUAAGCAGCAAUCGGCUCUUUUUUUUCAUCAGACAGUUCACACAGGGGAGAAGCCAUUUUCAUGCUCAGAAUGUGGAAAAUGUUUUAAGCAGAAAUCAACUUUUGUUACACAUCAAAAAACUCACACAGGGGAGAAGCCAUUUUCAUGUUCAGAAUGUGGGAAAUGUUUUAACAAUAAUUCACAUCUUGUUGUACAUCAAAGAACUCACACAGGUGAGAAGCCAUUUUCAUGCUCAGAAUGUAGUAAAUGUUUUAAGUAUAAACAAGCUCUUGUUGUACAUCAGAGAAUUCACACAGGAGAGAACCCAUAUCCAUGUUCAGAAUGCAGUGAAUGUUUUAAGCAUAAAUCAGCUCUUGUUUUCCAUCAGAGAGUUCACACAGGGGAGAAGCCAUUUUCAUGUUCAGAAUGUGGGAAGAGUUUUAACAAUAAUUCAGCUCUUAUUAGACAUCAAAGAGUUCACACCGGGGAGAAGCCAUUUUCAUGCUCAGAAUGUGAAAAAUGUUUUAAUCAGAAAUCGGCUCUUAUUACACAUCAAAAAACUCACACGGGGGAGAAGCCAUUUUCAUGUUCUAAAUGUGGGAAAUGUUUUAACAAAAAUUCACAUCUUGUUGUACAUCAAAGAACUCACACAGGAGAGAAGCCAUUUUCAUGCUCAGAAUGUAGUAAAUGUUUUAAAUAUAAACAAACUCUUGUUGUACAUCAGCGAAUUCACACAAGAGAAGUCAUAUCCAUGUUCAGAAUGCGGUGAAUGUUUUAAACAUAAAUCAGCUCUUGUUUUCCAUCAGAGAAUUCACACAGGAGAGAAUCCAUUUUCAUACUCAGAAUUUGGAAAAUGUUUUAAUAAGAAAUCCGCUCUUGUUACACAUCAAAAAACUCACAGAGAGAAACCAUCUCCAUGCUUAGCCCUUUAGUGACCUCACUUAUGUGUUUUUAUGGUAGUCAGUGUCGCUAACUGGCUUUAUUCCGUCACACUCUUUUUUUUUACACAGAGA